UUGCUAAUUGUGAAUUGUGACACUUGUGACAACUCAGCACAACUCGUUGUCGGUGAUCGAAUUGUGUGGAGUCAUUUAAAUAAUUGUUUACAUAAUACAGCUUUCAAGUGACACAUAUUCAAAAUGAAUAGCUCGACAGACCCAAGGCGACCGGAUAAAGAAGUUCGCUACAAGCCACCGGGUUCAAAUAAUCAGUUACAUAUGCAGGACGACAUGACUCCAGAAUACAUGAACGUCAUAGGAAUGAUAUUUAGCAUGUGCGGCUUAAUGAUGAGAUUGAAGUGGUGUUCCUGGGUAGCACUCUACUGUUCCUGCAUCAGCUUUGCCAAUACGCGAGUGAGCGAAGACGCCAAGCAAAUCCUCAGUUGCUUCAUGCUGUCGAUAUCGGCAGUAGUGAUGUCUUACUUGCAAAAUCCACAGCCUAUGAUACCACCAUGGGCAAGCGCUAUGCAGUAAAUUUUUGUAUAAAUCUAAUGUUUUGCACAGCUUAUCUUAUUAACAAACUAUUUUUGUCUUAUACAUGAGUGCAAGAAAAUUUCAACAGUUAAAAUAGAAUAAUGUUUAUAUUAGAA
This is a messenger RNA of Acromyrmex echinatior (Panamanian leafcutter ant), 572 nucleotides long. Its product is annotated as PAT complex subunit Asterix. Lineage: Eukaryota; Metazoa; Arthropoda; Insecta; Hymenoptera; Formicidae. Gene Ontology annotation, cellular component: endoplasmic reticulum membrane. The record is from RefSeq and is a predicted model, not a curated record. Gene Ontology annotation, molecular function: protein folding chaperone. Gene Ontology annotation, biological process: protein insertion into ER membrane.